AUGGCCGAAAAACUACUAAAAGAUUACACGGCACUGUAUGCACGAGGGGUUUGGUCCAGCAUCACUCGACCACCCAUUGAAGCCAACAACUUUGAAAUCAAGCCCGCAGUAAUCCACAUGGUCCAGCAAAACCAAUUCGGAGGAGGACCACAUGAGGACCCAAACCACCACCUAGAGCUAUUUUACGAGAUCUAUGGCACUAUGAAGGUGAAUGGAGUCCCUCCAGAAUCAGUCAGACUACUUCUCUUCGGGUUUUCUCUGAAGGACAGAGCCAAGCAAUGGCUGAACUCACUUCCAGUGAACAACAUAUCAUCCUGGGAUCAGUCAGGAGGAGCACUGAUGAAUAAAAGCCUCGAUGAAGCCGAAGAGAUCAUAGAAAAUGUGGCACAGAACCACCAUCAAUGGGCAUCUGAAAGAUUCAGUGGCUCUUUUACUGGGAAUCCAAUUAAAGCGUAA
Molecule: messenger RNA, 456 nt
Organism: Zingiber officinale
Lineage: Eukaryota; Viridiplantae; Streptophyta; Magnoliopsida; Zingiberales; Zingiberaceae
Exons: 2
Coding region: 1-456 (151 amino acids)
Source: RefSeq, a predicted model, not a curated record